GUAAAUGGGAAUAGUAAUGCAACGCAAUUAUACGGAACUGUUCCACGACAUCAUCCAUAUUCUGAGUCUGUUGUGUCUGAAGUACAAGAUGUACAGUCUCAAAUGAGUAAACAAUAUAGUGAUGGUGUUUCAAAUAUUUUAUCAUAUGGGUCUGUAAACGAAAGUUAUGAUAAUGAAGCUCCUUAUAAUGAUUAUGUAAAUUAUCGACACUCUGGAAAAGGUAAACCAGACGAAAUGUUGUCUGUUACAGGUGGAUCUCAAUCAAGUGAUUAUCCUAUUAUUCAACACGGUCAAAACGAUCGUAAAGGUAGACAUCCUUCUGAGAUAUCAAAUUCCAUAAAUGAGCGUAGACCGAAUUCUCCUAUAUAUGCAAAUACUAAAACACAUCGUCGUAAGAAGCAUCAUGAGUCAUCAACGAAUACUGUCCAACCAAAAGAUAAUUACACUUAUGAUCCGAAUACGAGAAUAAGCAAUUUGUCAUCUAGUCAUAAGCCUCCUGUAGGUGGUGUGCCAGUAUUCGGAGGUGUAAUGCUUCCUAAUAAUCACCAUAAUCAGGAAGCAGAUAGGUUGAAACGAUCUGAUCAACUGCGCCCUUUGAAUUCCCCUCAUUUUAAGAAGAAACAACAAUAUCAUUCAGAAGAGAAUGAUGAUGAACAAACUGUAACGCUCACUGAAGAUAAGGCUGAUCAUAAUCAAUACAAAUCCAGUUCUAAACAUCGAAAACAAUUACAGACCGAUCAUUACAGUGCAGUAUCUAAUCAUAAUAGACCUAGACAUUCCGGACGAUCACAUCGAAGACAAUCAGGAAAUGUAGAAGGCAUGUUAUAAUUCGAAGAAAACCCACCAUGUAACAAACUUUAUUAUCUGGUCGUCGUUCUCUUCUAUUAUACAUACUCAGCGUGGGGCUUCCAUUUUUGUGAAAACAUAUUUGAUCCUUUCCACAAUUUUUAUUUGUUAUGUGAUUGUUAACAGGUUUUUUUUUAAUAUUUUACCCUCUGUGAUUUACAUAACAAUUAUUCAAACAAUAUUUGAGACUUUUUUUCGCACUUAUCCAUUCAUACGUAGUAUACACACGCACACUUACUUAUUGUACCACCCACUAUACAUUUAUUGUCCUUUACAUAUUAUUUUAUGCUUAUUAUGAUUACUGUUUUUCUCUUUGAGUAUUUUUUCCAUUAUCUCAUUCCACUUUUUUAUCAAGUUAGCGUUGAUGAUUUACUCAUGCAUACAUAUCAUUCUUAUAUAUACGGAAAAUUAUUAUCCGUUUUUAAUUUCUCUAAAUUUGUUAUUUGUACAUGGUUUUAUUUUUAAACCCAACAUACCAUAUAUUCAUUUAUCUAGUAGAUUGUUCUCAAGACUAAAUUAUAUAUAUACGGCGUAAUUUUUGUAGCUCCCUAUUAUUAAUUCUUAACCCUCCGGACAGUAUACAUCUGUUUAAUUUAACGAUAUCGUUUAACAAUAAAAGAAUUACUUACUUC
Messenger RNA from Schistosoma guineensis, 1478 nucleotides. The record is from the annotation of a GenBank genome assembly. NCBI's taxonomy places the organism in Eukaryota, Metazoa, Platyhelminthes, Trematoda, Strigeidida, Schistosomatidae.